GCACUAGUAAUAAAGAAUAUGGGCGUGUGGGUUCGUUUAAUUAAUUCUAGAACAAAAACUAUGUAGGUGCUCGACAAAAGUAACAGAUUUUAUGUUUUUUCUUUAUACCUUCGCCUGAUAUAACCUUAAAAUGCUUAAGGAAAAGGGCCAGUUAAAAUUUGAAGACAAAUGGCCGUACAUGCGUCCGAUAGUUUUAAAGUUGUUGAAACAGGAGCCCGUGACCCCCGCCGAGUGGCAGGAACUAUUUUACGACGUCCAUCUCGUUUGUUUGUGGGACGAGAAGGGUCCGGCGAAACUGAGGGACCACUUACACGAAGACAUAGUGCAAUUCAUUAAACAGGCGCAAGCGAGAGUGCUGGCGCAGCGCCAGGAAGAAGCCUUGCUUAAAGCUUACAUAGUGGAAUGGCGAAAGUUUUUUACUCAGUGCAAUUACCUGCCCACGCCCUUCCGGCAAUUGGAGAGCAGUUUGCAAGGAAAACCGACGUCCAGCGGGUCGAACGUUCAAGGUAAUAACGCGAAGAAGGGCCCAGCGGACGAGAGUAUAGUCAGAAAGUUAAUGUUGGACAGCUGGAACGAGAGCAUAUUUAGCGAUAUUAAGCACCGACUGCAGGACAGCGCUAUGAAAUUGGUGCAUAGCGAGCGAAACGGCGAAGCGUUCGAUUCACAGCUGGUUAUCGGGGUGCGCGAGUCGUAUGUAAAUUUGUGUUCGAACGCCGAGGAUCGGUUGCAAAUUUAUCGCGAGAAUUUUGAAGCCGCUUACAUACAGAGCACCGAUUUAUUUUAUCGUAUGAAAGCGCCAGAGCAAUUGGCCAGCAACGGGGUUCAAGCCUAUAUGAGGUAUGCUGACGCAAAACUUAGGGAGGAGGAAUCUAGGGCGCAGCGUUAUUUGGAAGCUGGCAGCAAUGGAGUGAUUCAAUGCUGCGUCAAGGUGCUGGUCGGCAACCCGUUGCCUGUUUUGUUGGCCGAGUGCGCACCCCUUAUAAGGGCGGGUGAAACGGACCGCCUCCAGUUAAUGUUCCGACUGUUAGAACGCGUCCCUGAAGGGGUGCAACCCAUGCUCCGCGAAUUGGAGAAUCAUAUCACGCAAGCGGGUCUAGCCGACAUGAUGGCGGCCGCCGACGUCAUCACACAGGACUCGGAAAAGUAUGUGGAGCGGCUGCUCGAACUUUUUCGAAACUUCAGCGAGCUGGUGCGUGAUGCGUUUUCCGACGAUCCGCGGUUUUUGACGGCCCGAGAUAAAGCUUUUAAGGCGGUCGUCAACGACACCACGGUGUUUAGGUUAGAACUGGGUACGGGUAGGAAUAUCGGGGGGAAAGCGGUCGCGCCAGAGAGCAAAUGUCCCGAAUUGUUGGCCAAUUAUUGCGACAUGUUACUCAGACGCACGCCCCUGUCGAAAAAACUUACCAGCGAGGAGAUCGAGACUAGGUUGCGGGACGUCCUGCUGGUCCUGAAGUACAUUUCCAACAAGGACGUUUUCAUGAGGUACCACAAGGCGCACCUCACCAGGAGACUGAUUUUGGACGCUAGCGCUGACAGCGAGAAAGAAGAAGACAUGGUGGAAUGGUUACGCGAGGUGGGCAUGCCCGCCGAUUACGUCAACAAACUCGCCCGCAUGUUCCAAGACAUUAAGGUGAGCGAGGACCUGAACGUCCAAUUCAGAACGUCCACCACGCGACACGACGCCAUUAAUAUAAAAAUAUUGAACGCGGGAGCGUGGGCCCGCGGCUCGGAACGGGUGACGGUGAGCUUGCCCGUCGAGCUAGAAGAUUACAUACCGGAAGUCGAGGAAUUUUACAAGAAAAAACACAGCGGCCGAAAGUUGCAGUGGUACCAUCAUAUGAGCAACGGUACUAUAACGUUCGCGACGAACGGCGGCAAGUUCGAUCUCGACGUCACCACGUUCCAGAUGGCGGUGCUGUUCGCGUGGAACCAAAGGCCCAACGACAAAAUCACCUAUGAAAAUCUUAGAUUGGCGACGGAACUGCCGGACGGCGAAUUGCGUAGGACAUUGUGGUCGCUCGUGGCCUUUCCCAAGCUUAAAAAGCAGCUGGUGCAUUUUUCGCCAUCCGCGGCCGCUCCUAAAGACUUUGGGGAGCACACCAUAUUUUGGAUCAAUCAGGAUUUUGCGCUUAUCAAAAACGGAAAGUCCCAAAAGCGGGGCAAAGUAAACCUAGUGGGCAGGCUGCAGUUGAGCACGGAGCGUUCGCAGCUCGAGGACAACCAAUCAAUCGUGCAAUUGAGAAUACUCAGGACCCAGGAGGCUAUAAUAAAGAUUUUGAAGAUGCGCAAGCGGAUAGCAAACGCCGCCUUGCAGACCGAACUGGUCGAUAUACUGAAGAAUAUGUUUUUGCCGUCGAAAAAAAUGAUCAAGGAGCAACUCGAGUGGCUCAUUGAGCACAAAUAUAUGAGGCGAGACGACGACGACAUCAACACCUUUAUAUAUAUGGCAUGAUAUCGUUUGGGGUCGUUUCGUAAAAUUGUACAUAAUGUCUGUAAAAAAGAAUAAUUUUUUGGGCACCA
Cylas formicarius (sweet potato weevil) is the source of this 2520-nucleotide messenger RNA. Its product is annotated as cullin-5. NCBI's taxonomy places the organism in Eukaryota, Metazoa, Arthropoda, Insecta, Coleoptera, Brentidae. The transcript has 7 exons. Gene Ontology annotation, molecular function: ubiquitin protein ligase binding. Bases 131 to 2452 code for a protein of 773 amino acids. The record is from RefSeq and is a predicted model, not a curated record. Gene Ontology annotation, biological process: protein ubiquitination; SCF-dependent proteasomal ubiquitin-dependent protein catabolic process. Gene Ontology annotation, cellular component: SCF ubiquitin ligase complex; Cul5-RING ubiquitin ligase complex.